UUAAAUUAAUUUUGAAUAUUUUCGAAAAGUAAAAAGAAAAAAAAAAUACAUAAAAAUUAAAUAAAAAAACAUGACGAGCUACGACAGCGUCGACAAGUCGGCAAAAUCACAAAUGCUGCCGCAGGAUGCCACACAAAUCAUAAUGGAAUCGGCGAAACCCUUCACCAGCGAUGCACUGCGUCGCAGUUCAACGCCACACACGUUGGGCGGUAAAGUGAAGAAGGCGUUACGCAGUCGGCUCGAAAUACUCAAUUGGAUUGGCGAUUAUAACACAGAAUGGGCUAUGAGCGAUUUAAUAGCCGGCAUUACCCUUGGUCUUACCAUAAUUCCCGAGAGUAUUGCUUGCGCGCUGCUAGCCGGUCUACCGGCACGUUAUGGCCUGUGUUCGGCCUUUUUGGGCUCCUUCGUCUAUCUGAUAUUUGGUUCGAUAAAUAAAGUGAUCAUUGGUCCUACUAGUCUGGUGGCUCUAGUCAGUUUGCAAUUCACUGUCGGCAAGCCCAUUGAGUUUGCCAUAUUGCUCACCUUUCUCACCGGCGUUGUGGAGCUGAUAAUGGGCUCGUUGCGCGUGGGCGUAAUCUUCGAAUUCCUUUCAGUGCCAAUCAUUAAGGCUUUUUCCUCAGCCACCGCUAUACUCGUAAUCGAAUCACAGAUUAAGGUUAUGUUGGGCGUCAAAUACCUUGUGUCGGGCUUCAUUGGCUCGGUAGCUACGCUGUUGCCUAGACUACCAGAAACCAAUGUUGGCGAUCUUGUAAUGGGCCUCUUUGCUGUUUGUUUUCUACUCGGCGUUGCGCAAAUGGAAAAAUUAGCGGAUAAUCCAAAAAUUAAUCGCAAAUUGAGCACCGUGCUGCGUUACUUAUCGUUCUCACGCAAUACACUUGUUGUUAUAAUCACCGGCGCUGUAUCAUACAUUUGGCUUAGCGAGGAAAACACCGUACCAUAUGCGCUGAGCGCCAACGCGCUCGCUGGACUACCCAACUUUACCAUACCGGAAUUCGCGGUGGUAACGCCCGAUAAAACAUAUACAUUUGUCGAUAUGUUAGCCGAAUURAAUGUGGGCAUUAUUGUUAUACCCAUCGUUGGCAUACUCACGAACAUCUCAAUUGGCAAACUGACUCCUAAAGGUAUGGUCGAUGCCAAUAAAGAAUUGAUUACAGUCGGUUUGUGUAAUCUUGCGGGUUCCUGCGUACAAUCUAUGCCAGUUUCUGGCGCUUUCUCGCGUUAUGCCAUCAGUAAUGGUUGUGGGCUCAAAACGCCAAUGGCCAACUUGUAUUUAGGUGCUAUUGUGCUGCUGGCGCUUGGCUUUCUYAGUCCCUACUUCAAUUACAUACCCGAAUCAACGCUCGCCGCCAUUUUAAUGUGUUCCAUUGUCACACUUUUGGACUUGAAGCUGCCCUGCCGCUUGUGGCGUGAUGCCAAGCGCGAUUUUUGCGUUUGGGUGUUAUGUUUCACCGUGUGCAUACUGUGCGGCGUAGAAGUAGGACUYUUGGUCAGUAUUAUAGUCACGGUGCUGCAUUUACUAUUCAUGUGGGCGCAUCCACAGAUCUCGGUGAAAAUUGAAGAGGUAAAUGAGCUGCAGUACAUACGCAUUACGCCCGUCGGCGUCAUCUAUUUCCCCGCCAUCAAUCAUUUGCGCGCCAAAGUGAUGAAAGCCUGCGAACGCGUCCACUUCAGUCURCCGGUCGUCAUGGACUGUCACAAGAUCACCGGCAUUGACUUUACCGCAGCGCAGGGURUCUCGAAGCUGCCCGACGAUCUGUCACAGUCGGAAACGGGCGAUGGCCCAUUGUUGGUCAUACACCGACUUGGCGCAGAUAAACAGAAACUAAUUCAAACUUCCGCCAAGCUGAUAUUCUGUGACGACGACGAGCGUUUAUGCGAAAGUAUCACUCAAGAAUCGCUAAAGAAUGGCAACGUAGUGUUAAAGGAACAAGAGAAAGCUAUAAAUGGGGUACUAAGUGAGACCCAUUUAAAUUUGCAUUAUUAAAGCGAGAAGACGAACAAGAAGUCCGGGACACACAGUGUGUACGCAAGCAAGURAGCCUAUGUGAUAACUAGUGGAAAUUAAAAGAAGAAAAAUUCCACGAAUGUAAAUAAAAAKAAUUGAGACAAAUGCAAAACUUGCACGACCAGAUGCAUUCGUGUGCAACGCAUCGUUAAUGGUUGUACAUAUAAUAUUUAUGUCAUAGCUAGUUGCUAAGUGUUAGCUAGUGUAUAUAUAAUGUGAAAUGUGUGCCAUUGUUGUUGUCGUCAACGUUAAGCCAGACCAGAGAGUAUUCGAAUGUUUGUGUGAAUAAAAAAAAAAAUGCAUAAAUGUUCAUUUAGUUGUAACUUCAAUUUAACAAUAAAAAUAACAAUAGCAAAAUAUUAAUAWAWGCACAURUAUGUACAUAUGUAUGUAAAUAUAGUAUUUGAAGAUGAAUAAGCGGA
Bactrocera latifrons is the source of this 2427-nucleotide messenger RNA. Its product is annotated as sodium-independent sulfate anion transporter. The record is from RefSeq and is a predicted model, not a curated record. Gene Ontology annotation, molecular function: sulfate transmembrane transporter activity. The coding region runs from base 71 to 1984 and encodes 637 amino acids. Lineage: Eukaryota; Metazoa; Arthropoda; Insecta; Diptera; Tephritidae. Gene Ontology annotation, biological process: transmembrane transport. The transcript is spliced from 6 exons. Gene Ontology annotation, cellular component: membrane.